ACAAAGGAGAGGGCAGAGGGAGGGGAUUGAAGCCUGGGAGGGAGGUGGGAAAGAUAAGGGGCGGGGAACCUGCAGCCUCACCAGCCCUGUGUGUGAGUGUGAAUUAUUGUAGGGGCUGCUGGGAAGAAAGGCAAAUAGAAGAUCAGUCUGUGCUUAUGGAUCCAUGAAGCCCAGUCUCUUGCAUUUUACCAAUCCCCAAAUGUCAAAACAGCCUCUGUCGUAAUGAUCUUGGCUCUCCAGUGGCACCGAGAACAUGGAUGAUAAAUCCAAUAAGCUGCUACUGGCCUUUGUAAUGGUGUUUCUGUUUGCAGUGAUUGUCUUGCAGUAUGUGUGCCCAGGCACGGAAUGCCAGCUCCUGAGGCUGCAAGCCUUUAGCACCUCUGUGGCACUGGACCCCUACCGAGCAGAAGACGAGAUCCCAGCCAAAUUCAUCCCCCAAUUCAAUUUCACGCCUGCUGAGCUUUUGAGAAAGGUAGAUUUCAAUAUCAAAGGAGAUGAUCUGAUUGUGUUCCUGCACAUCCAGAAGACAGGGGGUACCACAUUUGGGCGCCACCUGGUCAGGAACAUCCAGCUAGAGCAACCGUGUGAGUGCAAAGUGGGUCAGAAGAAGUGCACUUGUCACCGGCCGGGCAAAAAAGAGACCUGGUUGUUUUCCAGAUUCUCUACGGGAUGGAGCUGUGGGCUGCACGCAGACUGGACAGAGCUGACCAACUGUGUGCCUGCUCUAGUGGACAACAAGAAGGAGAUCAAGCAGAGACCCAGGAGAAAUUUUUACUACAUAACGAUUCUUCGUGAUCCCGUUUCACGGUAUCUGAGUGAAUGGAGGCAUGUUCAGAGAGGCGCAACAUGGAAGGCUUCACUGCAUGUAUGUGAUGGGAGAUCUCCAACAUCUGAAGAGCUGCCCAGUUGCUACACUGGAGAUGAUUGGUCUGGCUGUUAUUUGCAAGAAUUCAUGGAUUGCCCUUAUAAUCUGGCCAAUAACAGGCAAGUCCGCAUGCUGUCUGACCUGAUCCUCGUGGGAUGCUAUAAUCUAUCAGUGAUGCCAGAGGAACAAAGGAACAAGGUUCUCCUAGACAGCGCCAAAGAAAACCUAAAGCGUAUGGCUUUCUUUGGACUCACGGAAUUCCAACGGAAAACCCAAUAUCUCUUUGAAAAAACUUUCAAUAUGAACUUUAUCUCACCAUUUACUCAGUUCAACAGCACCAGGGCAUCUAGCGUAGAGAUAGACGAGCCGACCCAGCAGCGCAUCGAGGCACUCAACUUUCUAGACAUGGAAUUAUAUGAAUAUGCAAAAGACCUUUUCUUACAAAGAUACCAAUUCAUGAGACAAAAAGAACAUCAAGAAGCACGGAGGAAGCGGCAGGAACAGCGAAAAAUCCUCCGAGCUAAACAUCUUGUUCACAAAGAAGAGACAGACAACUCAACUAAUGAUUACAUUGGGAAUGUAGAGAAAUGGCGGUAGUACAGCCCCUGUUCUUCAGCCACUAGAUGAACUAUACAACAGGAAUUAAAGAAUUUAAAAAAUUCAUUAGAGAAGAUGGGGUAGUUCAAAAGAUUUCAGCUUCAUAUACCCUUUGAAGCAGAAGAUGUUUAUCAGUUGCCUUUGCAAAUGCUUUUGCAUUAAAUGUAAUUAUUGUACAUGGGGACAUUUGAAUCUUGAUGUGAUUUAAUUGUGACAGGUUACUAAAGCUCCUAAAGCAUUUCAUUUCAUAGACCAGAUUGUCGGAUAAACUUCAAUAUUUUAAGUGCUCAUAUAUGACCAAUCCAAAUGAUGCUACGUUUGGCUAUACUCUCAUGUCCUACUCAUUUUGCAGUAAAAGAUGUCUUGAAAAUCAAACUGUAAAAUGAAUGGUAAUAAAAGAAAUAGAGGUAAAAUGUUCACAAUAUUCACCUUUGCCCUCUUUCAUUUUUGCUUUUUCUUUUUCCAAUAUGCCUUUAGCAAAACACGUUUCUUUAUGACCCAAGAUAAUGUAUUGGAUCGCAAAGAGCGAAAAUGCCCUACAGUUGAGUGAAUGCACCCAAGGAAGAAACGAUACAUUUCAUUUUGUAUGACACUCACCAAUAACUGGCAGCUUCAGCUCUGCAAUCUCUAUUUCUAAAAACAUGUUUUUUUUAUGGUAAAUAAGAUUUUUUUAGAAGGUUUUCAAAGAAGAUUUAGUAUGAAAUGUCUUUAUAAUUUGUACCCUGUAUUAUGGCUAAAUGUACAUUUGAACCACACAACACAUUAGGAACUAUGCUAUUAUGUGUCAUACUUUCUCUAGAACAUCCACCAGUAAACACCAACCUAUUUUUGUGGUGGUGUAUUGGUAAACAUUUUCCUUUUGCUUCAAUAAGGCUGCACUUUUUAAAUUAUGUAGACCCCUUAUCUCGUUCCUUGUUAGGCACAUCAGAGUGUUUAGGCUGGUUCUCUGAUUUUAUGUUUUCUUAUCUAAACUAACACGAGAUGCUUUUUGGAUGCCUAUCACCAAUGUUUAAGUGAACAGAAAAUGAGCAUACCUCUAGGGCAGGGACUUAUAUCGCAUGACUGUUAGUUUAGAUGAGAUUCAGACUGAAAAGGACAGUUAGAAGGGUGAAGCAGUGUGUGUACAAUAAAGGCAAUGCUACUUAGUGAUGCAGUCCUGCAGAAGAACAAAAUGUAUUAUCAACUC
Molecule: messenger RNA, 2648 nt
Organism: Xenopus laevis (African clawed frog)
Lineage: Eukaryota; Metazoa; Chordata; Amphibia; Anura; Pipidae
Gene: hs6st2.L
Product: heparan-sulfate 6-O-sulfotransferase 2
Exons: 2
Coding region: 254-1462 (402 amino acids)
Source: RefSeq, a predicted model, not a curated record